UAAAAGUUGAAAAGAAUACACAUUUUUCGUCAACACACAACUCGACGUUGGCCGUAGGCGUCACGGGGUAGAGCGCGCAACAUAGGCGCUCUCCGCAGCCACAACAAUUUGGACCUAACUCAAGUCACUAUUCACAGCCAAACAUCAUUUACAGUGGCGCUUUCACUACGAACGGAACAAAAAAAAAUUCGGCAGGCAGUGACAUUGCGAAUUUACGAAUUCACUUCCGUUUCUGGCUACUUCUGAGCGUGAGCAUUGCGUUAAAUAUUUGAGAACUAUUUUGAAACUGCUAUGAAAACGUGUGCGUCAUGGUCACGUGGUUGCAUUUGUUGUUGGUAUUAGUAAUCAUACGCGACUCAUGGCAAAUCUGUGAUCGCAGACCGCAAGGUGCCACCGGUGAACGCUCUGCGGUCGAUGAGAACUUUCAAGUGUUGAUCCAAGGCAAUCCAAAGACCUUCAUACCAGGACAGACUUAUAAUAUUAGCUUAUCUGUUGACGUCGCGCUCAAGUUUCUCAGCUUCACGCUGGUUGUGGAGAGUGAAGAUGAUAAUAUACGCCCUACGCCCGACACGGUCGGCUACUUUGAGAUCAUCGACAAGGCCGAGACACGUUUCAGUACGCUAUGCGAGAAUAUGAUCGAAAGCACAAAUGCGAAUACAAAAGUACGUGUCAGCGUUGGUUGGGUGGCGCCAAACGGCGGUUGUGUGCUCAUCAAAGCGGCGGUGCUGCAACAUCGCAGUGUGUGGUAUAUGGACGACGGUUUCCUUACGAAACGCAUUUGUGCGGAAGAGAUUGACGAAGUGAACAGUCAAACGCCGGCAUUGGAUGUGUGUUGCGCAUGUGAUGAGGCAAAAUACGAGCUGAUUGUGGAGCGUAAAUGGGGUCGCAAUACACAUCCACAUGAUUUCCCGGCAGAAUCUUGGCGUACACGCUUCAGUGAGCUCAUUGGUGCAUCGCAUACGCCAGAUUACCGUUUCUGGCAAUAUGGUGAGCUCGCCAGUCGUGGUCUACAAGAGAUGGCGGAACAUGGCGCCACACGACUGCUGGAAAUGGAAAUCAAGGUACGCUUCGUAAUCACAGUUCAUAAGUAAGAUGAGUGAACAAUUAUUUUGCAGUCCGGUGAUGUACGCACGAUCAUCAAGGCGCCGGGCAUUAUAUAUCGCCAAAAUACUGUCAGCACUACGCUAGCUAAUGUGCGCGUCGAUCGACAACAUCAUGUCAUCUCGUUGGUGUCGAAAAUUGAACCUUCGCCGGAUUGGAUUUUAGGCGUUGCCGGUUUGGAGUUGUGUUUGGAGAAUUGCACUUGGGUUAAUGAGAAAGUGUUAAAUUUAUACCCGUGGGAUAUUGGCACCGAUGCUGGUCCAUCUUAUAUGUCGCCAGAUCAGCCGCAAAAACCGCCAGACGUGGUGCGUCGCAUAACUUCCACCUCGCCGAAUGAUCAGCGCUCGCCAUUUUAUGAGGAGUCUGGCAAGCCAAUGAAAGCGCUGGCUACUUUGUAUGUACGCCGCAAGAAGUUAUACGAACGUGAAUGUGAUUCGGGUAUAGUAAUGCCAUUAGAAUGUGCAACACACCCAUGGAGCGCUUGGAGUGAGUGUACAACACGUUGCGGUCGCGGUAAACAAUACCGUACGCGCGCAUAUAAAGAUCCCGACUUGGCGGCAAGCUUCAGUUGUCAAGCAGAGAUGGAACAAGAACAAAACUGUAUUGGCGAACAAUGCCGUGCAGCCGACGUAGAGCCUGAUGACGGUGAAGCAGCCGGUUGCGAAUUGACGCCUUGGACGGCAUGGAGCGUAUGUUCAAGGCGGUGUGGAAGUGGGUACAUGACACGUAGCCGUGAGUAUGUCAAUCCAUAUGAGCGCGAACAAUGUCUGAACGACAAUCCUGUGGAACUAGAGCAACGACGAGAUUGUGAAGGGCGCGACUGCGGUGCGCGGCGUACACAACAAGAUCGUGAUGAAGAACGCAAUGAAAAUGACAGUGAUAACGUAGCUGUGGAGGAUGUUGAGCGGGGUGAAGAGAAUGAUGAUAACAAAGAAGAAGAGGAAGAAGAAAAUGUUGAAGGCGACAUUAAUCGACUGCCACAGCCAGAAAUGUUUGGACGUCGUCGUCCGGAGUUGUCAAACAGGCGCACAAAUUCAUACUAUAACGGACGUCAAACUGAUUGGGGUGACAACGACGAUUCCGAUCGGGCAGCUGAGGGUGAAGAAGUUGAUAAUAUGCAAUUUGAGAGUAAAUUCGAGCAGGAAGGUGAAGAUCGUCCAUACGGCAAUCGUGGUGGCUUCGUGCGUGGUCGUGAACGUAAUCGUUAUAGCGGUAGUGCAACCGGUUAUAAUUCAUACGAUCGCAACAACGUGGACGACGAGGACAACAACUCUAAUUUACGUGAAGUUUACGAUGAGGAUGGACAUAAAGCUUUACUUGUGGGCGCCAGUGAUCCAAACAAUUACGAUGUCCUACAACGUUUUUGUUUUGAAAAACCCUCUGCAAGAAUGACGCGCUGUGACCGCCUUAAUUUAGGUUUUCGUAAUUACUGGUUUUACGAUGCGGACGAACGCCAAUGUCAAAUUUUUACCGCCGAUGGUUGUGAUGAAAAUAAAAAUAAGUUCAGAACGUUGGCGGCAUGUGAAGGUACUUGUCUCUUGCCGCACAGUCUCUAUCUAAGUCAGCCGGGUAGGGAUGAGGAUGAUGACAAUGGCUGGAGUCGGCAAUUUGGUGAGUCGGAAUCGUUAGUGAAGAAACCGAAAAAGAAGAGCGGACGUAAAAAUCGUAAACAAACAACAGUUUUAGUGAGAAUGCUGUGGCUUCAAGCCAUUUACGUACUGCUACUUAUAGCCGUCAGGCAGUCGAUGGCCAUAAUAUGUAGCCGUUAUCCGACGAAUACAAAUACGAACAAAUCGCCGGUGGAUGAGAAUUUUCUAGUCACAAUUAGUGGCAAUCCGCAAACCUAUAUUUUGGGACAAACCUAUAACGUCACAAUCCAAGCCUACAGUGGUCUGCGCUUUAUUAGCUUCAAACUUGCGCUAGAGAGUCAAGAUGGCAACCCAGGUUAUACACAAGAUCUUGGACACUUUGAACUGAUAGAUCCGGUGGAGACACGCUACAGUCCCAAUUGCAUAAAUAUGGUGGAGAGUACAAAUACGAAUCCGAAGACGCGCAUCGAUGUUAUGUGGGUGGCGCCAGAUAAGCCAGGCAGCGGUUGUAUACUCAUACGCACCACCCUGUUGCAACAUCGUGAUGUUUGGUACAUGGACGAUGGUGGCCUAACGCGCGCCAUUUGUGAAGAAAGCACCGACGAAGUGGAGAGUGCGCCGCUGAGUGAGAAUCAAAAUAAAUGUUGCGCUUGCGAUGAGGCACGCUAUGAGCUCACUUUCAAAGGCACUUGGUCGCGCAAUCAUCAUCCGAAAGACUUUCCUACAAAAGGUUGGAUAACACGUUUCAGCGACAUUAUAGGCUCAUCGCAUGCGGAGGACUAUCGCUUCUGGGAAUAUGGGCAACUGGCCAGUCAAGGUAUGAAAGAGUUUGCGGAGCAUGGUGCGGCGCAAACAUUGGAGCGCGAAUUCAGUUAUAACUUUAAGAAAGGCAAAAUACGCACCAUUAUUAAGGCGCGUGGUCCGGCUUUUCCCAACUUGAACGGGCAAUCUGUGGCUUCCAUACGUGCAGAUCCGCAACACCAUCUGCUGUCAUUAGCUUCCAAAAUAGAUCCAUCACCCGAUUGGAUUGUCGGUGUCUCUGGCUUAGAGCUCUGCAUGAGCAACUGUACGUGGCUUGAACAGAAAACUGUAACAUUAUAUCCGUGGGAUGUCGGCACCGAUGCGGGGCCUUCUUAUACGUCGCCAGAUCAGCCACAAAUUCCGGCCGCGGUUAUACAACGUAUGCGCUCCGAUUUGCCAAAUGAUCCGCGUUCGCCAUUUUUCGACGAAAAUGGCGGAAAAAUGAAACCUUUAGCAAUAUUAGAGAUUAAACGUCAACGACUUUAUGAACGUUUGUGUGAGGAUGAGGACUCCAACAAUGUCGACGUGCCACGCGAAUGUUUCACACACCCUUGGACUGCAUGGACCGAGUGCACAUCUAAAUGUGGUGAGGGUCGGCAAUUUCGUACGCGCGUUUAUAAACAACCGGACUUGGCCAAAAUUUUCAAGUGUGAGGUGGAGAUACGACAAGAUCGGCCAUGUAUGGGAGAAGAAUGUGGCCGUGCCGAAAGACGAUUAAAUCGAAUGCGAGAACGCGAUAGGUAUGGCGAAUAUGACUUUGAAAGAGUAGAGAAAGAAGAGGAGUUGGAUGAAGGCAACGAUGAAGCAAAAGGCGAAGCGGAAGAGGAGGAAACUGAAGGUGACACUGAAGCUGAGGCAGAGAACGAGGAUGACCAGGAAGAUGAGAAAACAGCUGAAAAUGAAAAUGAAGUGGAGGAAGCACAAGAAAAGCCAGCAAGACCAGGAUUUAGUAACAGACCACAAAGUCGUGGGCGUAAUCGUUACGGCUACAUGAAACCCAUCAAUGCAGAGGAACAAGAAAGUGAAAAUAAAGACGAGAAUGAGGAGGGCGAAGAAGCGCAAGAAGAAGAGGACGAAACAGAAGGCGAGAAAGAUGCAGAUGAAGAAGAUGAAGAUGAAGAUGCUAAUAAGCAAACGAAUACUUAUGUCAAUCGUUAUGGUUACCGCUAUAAUGUAGGAGCACGCCGUAAAGGUGCUUCUAAUGAAUUUCGUACAGUUGACGAAGUGGAACCUAAUGAAGAUGAAAAUACUGACGACCGAACGCCAACUCGAUUUGGUAACAACAAUCGCUACAGUGGCGGUGGUAACCGACGAAAUCAGGAAAUAGAUGAAGAGGAUGAUGAAUAUGAAGACGAAGACGAGGAGGAGCAGAAGCAAGUGGUAGAAGAUUAUUUUGGCAGACCGAAAGGGCGUGUUAGCAACCGCCGUCCUAAUGUACGCGGAAAUCCGGUUAAUGAUGAGGAGCCCGACAAUAAGCAGGCUAAAAUACCAUAUUAUUGCCUUCAAUCAAUCAAGGUGCAUUAUUGUGAACAAAAAGUAGCCUUGAAAAACUAUUGGUUCUACAGUUAUUGCGAAGACAUGUGCAUGCUCUUUACCGCGGAUAAGUGUGAUAGGAAUAGAAAUAAAUUCACCACCUUAGAAGCGUGUGAGGAGACGUGUCGGCCGCCGGGAAGUCAAUUCUUAUUGCGUCGCAAGCAAAAACAGAGCUGUGUCAAGCCAAACGCGUUGAAACAAAAUUCUAGAUAUUUAGGUAUUACUUAAGACAUGAUUGUUUCAAUUUGUUGUAGAUGUAAGAAUUUUUGUUUUUGAUACAUUAGCUAAUUUUCAAAUUGAUUAUUUUUCUAAUAUUUAUAUUUCGUUAAUAUUUAACAAAAUUAACGGCAG
Messenger RNA from Bactrocera dorsalis (oriental fruit fly), 5375 nucleotides. RefSeq lists its product as uncharacterized. Gene Ontology annotation, cellular component: extracellular matrix. Gene Ontology annotation, molecular function: serine-type endopeptidase inhibitor activity. NCBI's taxonomy places the organism in Eukaryota, Metazoa, Arthropoda, Insecta, Diptera, Tephritidae. Gene Ontology annotation, biological process: cell adhesion. The record is from RefSeq and is a predicted model, not a curated record.